This is a messenger RNA of Quercus lobata, 3030 nucleotides long. RefSeq names its product G-type lectin S-receptor-like serine/threonine-protein kinase SD1-13. Gene Ontology annotation, molecular function: protein serine/threonine kinase activity; ATP binding. NCBI's taxonomy places the organism in Eukaryota, Viridiplantae, Streptophyta, Magnoliopsida, Fagales, Fagaceae. Gene Ontology annotation, biological process: protein phosphorylation; recognition of pollen. Gene Ontology annotation, cellular component: plasma membrane. The record is from RefSeq and is a predicted model, not a curated record. The coding region runs from base 61 to 2514 and encodes 817 amino acids. The transcript is spliced from 8 exons.
GUUAGAUAAAGACGGAGUCCCUAUUCUGCACUCAAGCAAACCAGUAGUUUCUAACAAGCUAUGGAACUACUUAGCAAGAUAAACUUUUUGUCUGUCUUUUGUUGCCUUUGUUUAAACUUAGGCGUUGCUAGAGACACCAUUAUAUCUCCACAAUCCAUCAGAGACCCAGACUACAUAAUCUCCAAUGGGAGUGCUUUCAAACUGGGAUUCUUUAGCCCAGUAAAUUCUACUAAUCGCUACCUUGGAAUAUGGUAUAAUAGAAUAUCUGUAUUCACUGUCGUAUGGGUAGCAAACAGAGAGAAACCCCUCAAGGAUUCUUCUGGGGUACUUACUAUAUCAGAGGACGGCAAUCUUGUAGUAUUAGAUGGACAAAAGGAGAUUCUUUGGUCAUCAAAUGUUACAAACUGUGUUGCCAAUUCAAAUUUCCACCUUUCGGAUUCAGGGAACCUCGUCUUGCGAGAAAACACUAGAGGGAAAAUCAUAUGGGAGAGUUUCCAACAUCCCUCUAAUACAUUCUUGCCAAAGAUGAAACUUAGUAUCAAUUUAAGGACAAAUCAAACAGUACCGUAUACAUCAUGGAAAAGCCCUUCUGAUCCAUCCAUUGGAAGUUUCUCUGUAGGCAUGGCUCCAGGGAGCAUUCCUGAAGCUUUCAUAUGGAAAGAUGGUCGUCCAUACUGGCGGAGUGGUCCAUGGAAUGGUCAGAUCUUUAUUGGUGAACCUGACUGGAAUGCAGAAUAUCAUAAUGGAUUUAAUCUAGUAGAUGACAAAGAAGGUACGGUUUAUGCAACUUUUGAUUAUGCAAAUGUGUUGCCUCUAUCAAAAUUUGUGUUGAAUUCACAAGGAAAUCUAGUGCAGACAUAUUGGGAUGAUAGCAAGGAGGAUUGGAAGGUUGUGGGGUUAGCACCAAAAGAUGAGUGUGAUGUUUAUGGCACUUGUGGUGCAUUUGGAAGCUGUGAUUCGCAGAGGAAACCAAUCUGUAGCUGUAUUAGAGGGUUUGAGCCAAAGAUUAUUGAGGAAUGGAACAGAGGAAAUUGGACAAGUGGGUGUAUUAGGAGGGCAGCAUUGCAGUGUCAAAGGGUGAAUAAUAGUGGUGAAGAAGGAAAAGCAGAUGGGUUCUUGAAACUGAAGAUGUUCAAAGUGCCAGACUUUAUGGAGAGGUCAUAUGGGGCUAAAGAGAGUUGUCGAAAGCAGUGCUUGGAGAACUGUGCUUGUGUAGCUUAUGCACAUGAUGCUGGAAUUGGUUGUAUGUCAUGGAGUGGAAACUUAAUUGACCUAAGGAAAUUCUCCAUUCGUGGAUCAGAUAUAUAUAUUCGUCUGGCCUAUUCCGAAUUCAACAAAGAGAGAUAUUUGAAAGUAAUCAUCAGAAUUACACUGAUUAUUGGAGUGAUUGCCAUUUCCAGCACGGCAUGCUACUUAUGGAGGUGGACUGCUAAAAAACCAGCAAGAAAAAUUAAAAGCAGGAAGAGCUUGCUGCUUGACUACUUGAACGAUGUUAAACUCAAUGAGCUGACAGUUUUCAGUUUGAAAGAAGUGGCAACUGCAACAAACAACUUUCACGUAUCUAAUAUGCUUGGGAGAGGUGGCUUUGGUUCAGUCUAUAAGGGAAAAUUGCAUGAUGGACAGGAAAUAGCAGUGAAAAGACUGUCAACAUCCUCUCGACAAGGGCUUGAAGAAUUUCUGAAUGAGGUGGUGGUGAUUUCUAAACUCCAACAUCGAAAUCUUGUUAGACUUAUUGGCUAUUGCACUGAGGGAGAAGAAAAGGUGUUGAUCUAUGAGUACAUGCCAAACAAAAGUUUGGACGUAAUUGUUUUUGAUCCACUCAACCAAAGACUCCUUGAUUGGAAAAAGCGCUUCAACAUUAUUGAAGGAAUUGGUCGAGGUCUGCUAUACCUUCAUAGGGAUUCUAGAAUGAAGAUUAUUCAUAGAGAUCUAAAGGCAAGUAAUAUCUUGUUAGAUGAAGACUUGAAUCCAAAAAUAGCGGAUUUUGGAAUUGCUAGAAUUUUCGAUGGCAUUGAAAAUCAAGCUAAUACUAAAAGGGUUAUUGGGACAUACGGAUAUAUGUCUCCUGAAUAUGCAAUGCAAGGACUUUUUUCAGUGAAAUCAGAUGUUUUUAGUUUUGGUGUGUUGAUACUAGAGAUUGUUAGUGGGAGAAAAAACACUAGCUUUUACAAUGAUGAACAGUACUACUUGAGCCUUGUAGGAUUUGCAUGGAAAUUGUGGAAUGAUGGCAAUAGUAUGGCUUUGAUCGAACCAGCAAUAUGGGAUCCUUGCUUUCGAAUGGAGAUGUUGAGAUGCAUACAUGUGGGAUUGCUAUGUGUACAAGAAACGGCAAGAGAUAGGCCUACUAUCUCUACUGUUAUUUCGAUGCUUAAUAGUGAUAUCAUGGAUCUUCCCUUUCCUAAGCAACCUGCAUUCACCGAAAGGCAAAUUGCUUCAAAUUGUGAGCCUGCUCAACAAGGCCAAAUAAGAAUCUCCACUUGCAAUGUCACUCUUACGACGAUUUAUGGCAGAUAAGAAAUAGUACUACCAAGUUCCGACAGGCCAGAAGACCAACAAUAGGACACAUUCAUGCAAUCAAAACAGCUUUUAAGUCCCAAGCUCGCAAGAGAAAGUUCAAGAGUUUGGACAAAAUAAUGGAAAGAAGACAGAGUACAUUUAAGUCAUACGGUCAUGCAUAUAUAAAACCUGUCCAUCAACAAGAAAUAUUAGGACAGAUCACAGAUGCUUAGCCCUGUAAAUUCUGCCAAGCUGCAGUAGAUUGUCUCUCAUUCAUUGAGGGCAUUCUGGCAACAGCUGCCUUCCUAGAGGCUAGUGGAGUCCCAUUUAUACCAAUUGUUGUGGUAUAGCUUGAAUCAUUUUCCUCUUAUAUCUCCAAAUACUUUGUGCAUGAGGGGUGUCAAUUAAGGUACAGGAUUCUUAGCUUGUGAUACAUAGUUAUUAUGCUUAUUCUUAGUUAUUAUGCAUAUAAUGAUAAUUACUGAGUGGUAUUAUUAAUGCAUAUGUAUUAUAAUAGCACUAAAUAUUUUAUGG